Leopardus geoffroyi (Geoffroy's cat) is the source of this 4399-nucleotide messenger RNA. It is a transcript of the gene SMAD7, whose product is annotated as SMAD family member 7. The record is from RefSeq and is a predicted model, not a curated record. Gene Ontology annotation, cellular component: heteromeric SMAD protein complex. The coding region runs from base 1602 to 2882 and encodes 426 amino acids. Gene Ontology annotation, biological process: regulation of transcription by RNA polymerase II; cell differentiation; transforming growth factor beta receptor signaling pathway. Gene Ontology annotation, molecular function: I-SMAD binding; transcription regulator inhibitor activity. The transcript is spliced from 4 exons. Lineage: Eukaryota; Metazoa; Chordata; Mammalia; Carnivora; Felidae.
GAGCAGCCUGUCCCCGAGCCGCGCCAGCCGAGCCAGCCGGGCGCCGUGCUCGGUCCGCUCGCCGCGCGGGAGAGAGCUGCCGGAGACAGAGCCAGCCCGCCGGCGCCGAGCUGCCGAGAGUCCGGCCCCGGAGACCCUGAGUGAGGCGCGGCGAGCCCCCGGCGGCGGCAGAAGGACCCGAGCGCCAGGAGAGGGCGGACGGGGGACAAGGAGGCUCCCGGGCGCGACGAGGAGAGUCUCGGUGGAGGAGGCGGCGUGAGGACACCCGGGCCUCCUUGCCGCCGCAGCCGGGUCGGGGCGAGCAGCUCCUACGGGGAGUCCAGGCGGCCAGCCGCGGCCAGGGGAGGGGGCGCCGGCGGCCCCCGCAUUAGUGAGCAGCUUGCGCCCAGGAGGGCGAGAGCGCGCGACCCGCCAGGGGCCCGCCGCCGCCGCCGCCGCCGCCGCCGCCGCGCCGCCCUCCCCCGCGCUGUCAGCCCCGCCGGGCGCAGCCGCCGCCGCAGCAUCUUCUGCCCCUGCGCCCCCGCCAGCCCCGAGGAAGUCCCCGCCGAGGACCGGGGCCCCCGGGAGCGCAGGAGGAAAGACCAGACUCCCCCCAAACACGCAGAUGCCGAGGAUUGAAGCAGCCUAGCCAGAGCUUUCUGUGGAUUAAAAAAAUAUACGAUUUUUUUUUUUUCCCUUGGCAGAAGAAAAGGAAAGGAAGACCAGCGGGGCUCUGCAAGGAAAAAAGGGGAUGUAACUCGUGGAUACGUUUUUUUUUUUUCCACCCCUCAAACGUCUUGUUCUACUUUGUAAACAUUUUCUUUUUUUAAACCCCAGCUCCAGCCGGACGCCCCCAGACCUCCGGGGGUGCGAGGAGGUGGUGUUUUUCAUUUUGGGCUUUGCAUAUUUGGUUCUUAGAUUUUUUUGAGAGCCUUCUCAUUUCGCCAGACAUCUCAUGUGGGGUGAAGUCCACUCGGCCCCCUCCUCCGAGUCUUCGUGUGCACGGAAUUCGAGGAGAUCCGGUUACUAAGGAUAUAGAGGAAAAAAAUAAAUCGCGUGCCUGCUUUUUUUUUUUUUUUAAUUGCCUGUUUCUCCCCACCCCCAAAUUAAGUUGCUUAGCAAGGGGGAGAGAGGCUUUUUCCUCCCUCCAGCAGCCCAGCCGAAAGCCUUUUCGUUUUUUGCCCCCGCGGAUCUUCCAUGUAGGAAGCCGAGGCUGGCGAGCCCGACACUCGGGAGCCGCUGCGGGGGGGCCUCUUUUUUGGGAGGCGCCGACCGGGGCAGGCUUCGCCGCCCCCAGGGAAGCGGCGGCCGCGUUCCUCCGGGGUGCGCCGGGGCCCGAGAGCCGCGCUCGGCGCGGGCCGCGCGGGGUGGGGCAGCCAGAGCGCAGGCCCCCGAGCCCCGGCGGGCGCCCCCGGGCCCCCGCGCGCGCCCCGGCCUCCGGGAGACUGGCGCAUGCCACGGAGCGCCCCUCGGGCCGCCGCCGCUCCUGCCCGGGCCCCUGCUGCUGCUGCUGUCGCCUGCGCCUGCUGCCCCAACUCGGCGCCCGACUUCUUCAUGGUGUGCGGAGGUCAUGUUCGCUCCUUAGCCGGCAAACGACUUUUCUCCUCGCCUCCUCGCCCCGCAUGUUCAGGACCAAACGAUCUGCGCUCGUCCGGCGUCUCUGGAGGAGCCGUGCGCCCGGCGGCGAGGACGAGGAGGAGGGCGCGGGGGGAGGCGGAGGAGGAGGCGAGCUGCGGGGAGAAGGGGCGACGGACGGCCGGGCGCAUGGGGCCGGUGGCGGCGGCGCGGGCAGGGCUGGCUGCUGCCUGGGCAAGGCGGUCAGAGGUGCCAAAGGUCACCACCAUCCCCACCCCCCAGCCACGGGCGCCGGCGCGGCCGGGGGCGCCGAGGCGGAUCUGAAGGCGCUCACGCACUCGGUGCUCAAGAAACUGAAGGAACGGCAGUUGGAGCUGCUGCUCCAGGCCGUGGAGUCCCGCGGCGGUACGCGCACCGCGUGCCUCCUGCUGCCCGGUCGCCUGGACUGCAGGCUGGGCCUGGGGGCGCCCGCCGGCUCGCAGCCCGCGCAGCCGCCCUCGUCCUACUCGCUCCCCCUCCUGCUGUGCAAAGUGUUCAGGUGGCCGGAUCUCAGGCAUUCCUCGGAAGUCAAGAGGCUGUGUUGCUGUGAAUCUUACGGGAAGAUCAACCCCGAGCUGGUGUGCUGCAACCCCCAUCACCUUAGCCGACUCUGCGAACUAGAGUCUCCCCCUCCUCCUUACUCCAGAUACCCGAUGGAUUUUCUCAAACCAACUGCAGACUGUCCAGAUGCUGUGCCUUCCUCCGCUGAAACAGGGGGAACGAAUUAUCUGGCCCCUGGGGGGCUUUCAGAUUCCCAACUUCUUCUGGAGCCUGGGGAUCGGUCACACUGGUGCGUGGUGGCAUACUGGGAGGAGAAGACGAGAGUGGGGAGGCUCUACUGUGUCCAGGAGCCCUCCCUGGACAUCUUCUAUGAUCUACCUCAGGGGAAUGGCUUUUGCCUCGGACAGCUCAAUUCGGACAACAAGAGUCAGCUGGUGCAGAAAGUGCGGAGCAAAAUCGGCUGUGGCAUCCAGCUCACGCGGGAAGUGGAUGGCGUGUGGGUGUACAACCGCAGCAGUUACCCCAUCUUCAUCAAGUCAGCCACACUGGACAACCCGGACUCCAGGACGCUGUUGGUGCACAAAGUGUUCCCCGGUUUCUCCAUCAAGGCUUUUGACUACGAGAAAGCGUACAGCCUGCAGCGGCCCAACGACCACGAAUUCAUGCAGCAGCCGUGGACUGGCUUCACUGUGCAGAUUAGCUUUGUGAAGGGCUGGGGCCAGUGCUACACCCGCCAGUUCAUCAGCAGCUGCCCGUGCUGGCUGGAGGUCAUUUUCAACAGCCGGUAGCCGCGUGGGGAGAGGACGGAGCGGGAGCCGAGCGGGCCCAGUCCAAACUACUUUGCUGCUAAUACUUCCCUCCCGAGUGCUUGCUUUUCACGCAGACUCUUUCGUCGUUGUGUGUCCCCGGCCCCCGCCCCCCACCGUUCUGGUCCUCGUUUCUGUUCUGUUUUGUUUUGUUCUUUGAGAAAUAGCUUAUGAAAAGAGUUGUUGGGGUUUUGGGGGGGAGGGCGGGGUAUGGCUGGCCGAGCACACCCCAGGAUGAAAAGGGGAAGCAACAGUGAGCACCCAGCAAAACACAGUGGAAGAAUGGGGAGCAGGCCCUGACUUUGGGGUCCUCGUUUUCCCUCGUCAGGGCGCAUGUGUGAGUGAGUGUGCGUCCGUGCGCGCGCGUGUCUUACGGUGACUGCUGAGAGGCCUGCGCCCCCAAGCUGUGUGUCGCCUGCCCUUUGGACAUAUGCUCAGUGGGGCAGAGGCCGUACCUGGGCAAGCUGGCAGCUGGGGUUUGGACAGCUGCCAGAAGCCAGGCUCUGCCCCUCCUCCCCGUCCCCAGGGAAGCCUCCCUGCCCCACCUCUCCCCUCCUAGGACACGGGCCUGUCUGCAGGCUUCUUAGAAGCAACCCUGCAAAGAGGCUGAACCAGAAACCAGUUGUUUCCUGCUUGUCCUAACUCCCCUCCAGCCACCCUGCUGUCCUUGUCACCUCUUUCUUUUUUGGCCAUCUGCUCCUGGAUAUCUCUUGAGACGGGCUUCCCGAGGGCUGCCGGGGGCCACCCUGGCACAGUAUUGCCCACCCAGCAUCCUCCCAAACCCCUCAGCCUCUGCCCUGCCCUGGUCAUAUCAGGUGCGCCCACCCCCCAUCCCCACCUCCAACUCCGAAAACCAGCUCAGCACUUUCCUCCCCUCUGCCGCCUGGGUGUUGAGCUCUGCUGUUAGACCAGCGAGGGGAGCCGCCCUGGGAGGGAGACUUCUCAGCAGCCCCCCUUCCCACCAAGAAGGAUUCGGUCCAUCAUAACCCAAGGUACCACCCUGGGCUGUCACCUAACUCUUUCAUUUCUUCUACAAACUCAUACACUCGUAUGAUACGUUGACACUGCUCUUAGCUCAAUGAGCAUGUUUAGACUUUAACAUAAGCUAUUUUUCUAACUACAAAGGUUUAAAUGAACAAGAGAAGCAUUCUCAUUGGAAAUUUAGCAUUGUAGUGCUUUGAGAGAGAAAGGACUCCUGGAAAAAAAAAAAAAAACCUGAGAUUUAUUAAAGAAAAAAUGUAUUUUAUGUUAUAUAUAAAUAUAUUAUUACUUGUAAAUAUAAAGACGUUUUAUAAGCAUCAUUAUUUAUGUAUUGUGCAAUGUGUAUAAACAAGAAAAAUAAAGAAAAGAUGCACUUUGCUUUAAUAUAAAUGCAAAUAACAAAUGCCAAAUUAAAAAAAGAUAAACACGAGAUUGGUGUUUUUUUCUAUGGGUGUUAUCACCUGGCUGAAUGUUUUUCUAAAGGAGUUUAUGUUCCAUUAAACAAUUUUUAAAAUGUA